CAUGGCUAAAACGAGGAGCUGGCGUCUGACGUAUGCGGAAGAGGAAUCACGUAACGACGUACCAUUGCACAACGUUGAUUUCCAAUGGGUGGUACAGAUCGAACUCGACUUUGAAGAAAAGGUUAAACAACCACUUACAUCCAUUCACAGUUUACCUGGAGAUGCGGGUCUCGACCAACCAGCUCCAACAGCUCGCGAUCUUCACCACAGUGUUUACGGGUGGAUGCAUCGGCACUAUGUACUACCUGAUACAAAAGGAAUUUCAAAAUUCAGAAUACUACCAGCUUGCAUUGAAGAAGCUGGAGACAAACCCUGUUGCCAUGGAGAGCUUGGGAGCCCCGCCCCUCAAGGUCUACAACAUCCACCUGACUGACAGACACAACCAAGUGAACCACCAGAGUGCACAGAUCAAGAUCCCAGUAAAAGGAGGUGUAACAGGUGGCUAUCUCUACACAUCCUCCAUCAGGGACACGGAUACUAAAAGCUGGAACCUGCGGCUGGCUAUGCUCCACGUUAGAGAGGGUCAGCAGAUCAACCUCCUGGCCCAUCCUGAACCAGACUCAGACCCCCCUGGACACACGGACGGCUUCAACACCGAUCGCUAGUCAUGUGAUCAGUGUCUUAUUGGACCUUACUGACUCCAGUCUGCUUGUUUGACUGGAGGCAGGUGCCUCUGAUAGGGAGGGCUUCCUCUACGAUGUGUGAAUGCUGUUUGUGUGUGUGUGUGUGUCCCACAUUUAAAAUGGUCAAGUGCACACUUUGUGAAGACGGAAGACAGUGGCGUCAGGUCCUGGUGAACACCACCCGUGUUCUACCCUUGGAACGCCUGGAAUGUUGACGUACAGCGGUCACAGCUACCGAAAGAAACAUGAAAAAGCGUUUGUACGGGCGUCUGUAAAUAAUGGUUCAACUACCACCUAA
Molecule: messenger RNA, 921 nt
Organism: Osmerus eperlanus (European smelt)
Lineage: Eukaryota; Metazoa; Chordata; Actinopteri; Osmeriformes; Osmeridae
Product: cytochrome c oxidase assembly factor 1 homolog
Exons: 5
Coding region: 33-605 (190 amino acids)
Biological process (GO): mitochondrial respiratory chain complex I assembly; mitochondrial respiratory chain complex IV assembly
Cellular component (GO): mitochondrial inner membrane
Source: RefSeq, a predicted model, not a curated record